Molecule: messenger RNA, 1755 nt
Organism: Trifolium pratense (red clover)
Lineage: Eukaryota; Viridiplantae; Streptophyta; Magnoliopsida; Fabales; Fabaceae
Product: beta-amyrin 11-oxidase
Exons: 8
Coding region: 31-1509 (492 amino acids)
Biological process (GO): brassinosteroid biosynthetic process; multicellular organism development; sterol metabolic process
Cellular component (GO): endoplasmic reticulum
Molecular function (GO): iron ion binding; ent-kaurenoic acid monooxygenase activity; heme binding
Source: RefSeq, a predicted model, not a curated record
AAAGACCUAGAAUCCUUUGAACGUCAAAAUAUGGCAAUGAAGUUGGUUUACAUUUCGAUAGCCACUUUGUUGGCAUGCUACAUUUUUGUUAACAAAUUUGUAAGGAAUUUUAAUGGAUGGUACUAUAAUCUAAAACUAAGAAACAAAGAGUACCCUUUACCUCCUGGUGAUAUGGGAUGGCCUCUUAUUGGCAAUCUCAUACCAUUCAUCAAAGAUUUCUCAUCUGGCCAACCUGAUUCAUUCAUUACAAACCUUAUUCUCAAAUACGGAAGAAAUGGUAUCUACAAAACUCACUUGUUUGGUAAUCCUAGUAUAAUCAUUUGUGAGCCCGAGAUGUGUAGACGAGUGCUCUCAGAUGAUGUGAACUUUAAGCUUGGUUAUCCGAAAUCAAUCAAAGAGUUGGCAAAAUGUAGACCCAUGAUUGAUGUCUCUAAUUCAGAACAUAGACAUUUUCGACGCCUAAUUACCGCUCCUAUUGUUGGUCACAAGGCAUUAGCGGUGUACCUAGAACGUCUCGAGGACAUUGUGAUCAAUUCUUUAGAAGAAUUGUCUAGCAUGAAACACCCUAUUGAGCUUUUGAAAGAGAUGAAGAAGGUUUCCUUUAAAGCCAUUGUCCAUGUUUUUAUGGGUUCUUCUAAUGAGAACAUUAUUAAAAACAUUGGAACUUCAUUUUCUGAUUUGUAUAAUGGCAUGUUCUCUAUUCCCCUCAAUGCACCUGGUUUUACUUUCCACAAAGCACUCAAGUCACGCAAGAAGAUAGCCAAAAUAGUUCAACCUAUUGUGGAUGAAAGGAGGUUGAUGAUUAAAAAUGGAGAACAUGUAGGAGAGAAAAAAGAUCUUAUGGAUAUUCUCUUGGAAAUCAAAGAUGAGAAUGGUAGAAAAUUGGAGGAUGAAGAUAUUAGUGACUUAUUGAUUGGACUUUUAUUUGCUGGACAUGAAAGUACAGCAACUGGGUUAAUGUGGUCACUUAUAUAUCUUACACAACAUCCACAUAUCAUGAAAAAAGCAAAGGAAGAGCAAGAAGAAAUCUUGAGAACAAGACCAGCAUCACAAAAACGAUUGAGUCUUAAUGAAAUCAAACAAAUGGUUUAUCUUUCUCAUGUAAUCAAUGAAGUGUUGCGAUGUGCCAACAUUGCAUUUUCAACUUUUCGAGAGGCAACAUCUGAUAUCAACAUCAAUGGUUAUCUCAUACCAAAAGGAUGGAGAGUGUUGAUAUGGGCGAGAGCAGUUCAUAUGGAUUCAGUAUAUUAUCCAAAUGCAGAAGAAUUCAAUCCAUCAAGAUGGAAUGAUUACACUGCCAAGGCAGGAACCUUCCUUCCUUUUGGAGGAGGAAGUAGGCUUUGUCCUGGAGGAGACUUAGCCAAACUUGAAACUUCUGUAUUUCUUCAUUAUUUCCUCCUUAAUUACAGGUUGGAACGAUUAAAUCCAGAAUGUCAUGUCACAAGCUUGCCAGUAUCCAAACCCAUUGACAAUUGUCUCGCUAAAGUGAUAAAAGUGUCAUGUGCUUAGCUAGUUUUAAAGUCACAACAAUAGAUGGUAUAAAUCAUCAAUUGCUUGCUUCUCUUAUGAAAUUUUCUACUUAUAUAUUAGUGUUGUUUUUUAGUUGCUUUGUGAUUGUAUGUCUUCUGAAGAAGCAAAGAAUAAUAAGUAUGUAAUGUGAUGUGUCUAUUAAUUGGUACAACUAUUUAAUGAUUUAUUUCAAUGCUGGUUAAUUUGUUAGUAUAAUAAGAGAAAAUAGUUGAUUUGGUUCCUGAA